Molecule: messenger RNA, 3078 nt
Organism: Clonostachys solani
Lineage: Eukaryota; Fungi; Ascomycota; Sordariomycetes; Hypocreales; Bionectriaceae
Source: the annotation of a GenBank genome assembly
AUGAAGCGCUUCGGCUCGCUCGUGUCCAAGGCUGGCGAUGCCGUCCAGCAGGCCAACCAGGAGUAUCAGCGACUGAGGCAGGAGGCGAAGCAACAAUAUAAGCAGCAGCAGCAGGACGUGCAGACGUAUCAGGCCCAAUACCAGGCUCAGCAGUACGGGCAAACCACCCAGCAACCACAGGGCUACCCAGGCCAGCAACCACAGCAGCAGGCUCAACAGUAUCAGUAUCCAGGCGCCUACCAGCCAACUCCUACUCCCGCCGCCUCAACAGCCUGGUCACCACCGGCAUCUACGUUUGACCCCUCGACAACCGCUACUCCGGUACCAGGAUUCUCCAGUACAGACGUCCCGGCAACCCCGGCCCAGUAUCAGACCGGAUAUGCCACGCCAGGGCAGCCAGCAGCAGCAGUAGCAGCAAAUGUACCGCAAUAUGGCGACGCCAACCAGCAGAUGCUUGCUGUGCAGAACCAGAUCCAACAGGCCCAGCAGCAGGCUCAACAACAAGCGCAGGCCAACUACGAACUCCAGCUCAAGCAGGCCGAGCAGCAGCUGGGCAACAUUCGGCUGGAGCAGGAACAGGCCGUCCAGCAGGCAACGUCACAGUUGCAGCAAGAACAGCAAGUUUUGCAGCAGCAGAUAGCACAGAGUCUCUCGCAACCAGCGGUCCCGCAGCAGCAGAGCUUCCCUGGCCCAUCACCAUCAGCACCUACACCGGCCCCUCCUCAAGACACAUACAGCACGAAUACCCAAGGAGCUCAUGCUGAUAGCUUCGAACCUCCUCCUGGACCUCCUCCCGGGCCUCCACCAGGCAUGAGCCAAGCAGCUCCAUCGGGGCCACCACCAGGCGCACCUCCAGCGGCCCAGAGUCAAUCGCCAGUUGUCGCCCAGCAGCCUACGUCGUAUGGAAUCCAUGUAGGCGCUGCGCCAACUCCGUUCCCCCAAGUCCAAGGCUUCCCCCCACCAGUGCUGCCUUCAGGUGGAACGCCUGUUCAGCCCUCGCCAGCUCACCCUGCUUUCGUCAGCCCCUCACAGACACCAACACCCCAAAACUAUGCUCAGCCACCGACCCCUGCGUCAAAUGUCGCCCCAGGCUAUCCGCAAGGCUUUCCUGCGUACGGGAACCCUUCACAGCCAGCUGCUGCAUAUGCAUCUCCAAUUACUCCGGCUCCCGCAGGAAACCCUUACCAAUUCCCACCGCAGCCAAUUGCUGAACCCCCUCUCCCUGUGGAAUUGCCUACGGCCAGCCGGUUGGAGCAAGAUGGACCGUGUGAACUCGCUGCUCCCCUGGGUGAUUUGCAGCUCCAAUCUGACAAGGGCACAGAGCCACCAGCGAAUGGCUCCAGGCCUACAAAGACUAGAAAACCCCAGAUAAAGCGUUUAGGGACCCCAGAGCCAGCGACGAUGGAUGAGUCGGGUGUAACUCCUCUAUGGGAGUGCGCUUUAGACCCCGUCACAUACGAGAUGGACUGGCUGUAUAAUUCAGCUGCACCGGAUUUCCUUAUUUGUGGCCGUUGUUAUGUUGAUCAUAUUUGCGACACCCAGUUCAAGCAGAGUUUCACCAAGAUCUCUUUCAAGGACAAGAAGCCGCGGAGAUGUCUUUUUGGAACUGAUCGCGUCAAGGAGAAAUUGUGGCCCGAAGCCUUAUCAUCGAAUAACCUGGAGUCGCUUACAGCAUAUAUGAUCAGGCGGGUAGCGAUACCGGAAUGCUCCAAGGAAACUGUCAAGGAGGGUGAGAGCUGGUACACAAAUGAGAAGAUUCCCGGAAUGACAAUCUGCAAGGCUUGUUAUGAAGACAAUAUCGAUUGCACAUCGUUUGCCUCACACUUCAAGCUAGAACUAAAAGAAGGACAGUGUUUCUGUGAUUCCACUGUCUGGUAUUUCAAUCGGCUGCUUGAAAAGCACACCGAGACUGAGAACUGGGUGGCAGUCAUUGAACAGAUGAAUAUCAGGGAGACACUCCCCUUGUGUCCUAAGCAGACCAUUGUCCAAGCCAACGAUCGAGCCUGGUACACUUCUACCCGGGGACCUCAAAACCUCACACUUUGUGUGGCAUGUUACUACGAUUACUUCCAUGACACUGGGGACGAGCAGUAUUUCCAAACAAUUCCACCCAGCCAAACAAAUGUAAGGUGCAUCAUGGCGUACCUCAACUUGUUGAUACCAACGAAGCAAGCACUGGUCAAGAAGGAUCGUGAAGUCUUCUGGAAAGCCCUGCAAGCCGUGGACGAACAGCCCUUUUGCAAUCCAGACGGAACGACGGACGCAUUGUGGUAUACACUGAUUGACGAGCCCCAGGAAUUUGCCAUCUGCGGGGGCUGCUAUGGAGGAAUCGUCGGCAGCUCGGGCGGCAGGAGAUUCUUUAAACCACACCGCACCUUGACGACGCAGGAUAGUUGGAUCUGCUGCUUUAGCGAGAACCACAUCCGCGGGCCCGCGUAUCUCGCCAAAUACUCCGAGUGCCUGGCCAAGGGACAUGCGCGCCCCCUGGCCGAGUUUGUCGGCACUUACGGCGAUGUGCCGCUGUGCAGUGGGAAGGAGCUCACUGCGGACCAGAAGUUUUACGGAUGGGAUGACCUGGCCAUAUGCGAGGAGUGCUACUUGACAUGCGCUAGGGGAACAGUUUUGGAGCCUCGGUUCACCCUCAAAGGCGAGACUGGUCCUAAGGAGCGUGUCUGUGGUCUUUAUUCACCCAGGAUGCGCGGGAUAUACGUGGAAGCGUGCGAGAAGAAUGAUCUCAACGGCUUGCUUACUGUUGGCAGGCAUCGACAGGAGGUUUGGGCCAAGACCGUCCCUGUCUGCAAACAGAUCUUGCAGCAGCACAAGAUGGCAGCUGAGCGGGCUAUGACACUCUCCAUGGCGGGGACCAUGUUCCAUGCGGCCGGUGCACUGACGGAUGUCUCCCAGGGGCACACGCAUACAGUGGGAAACUCCCAGGUCGGGUAUGGGUAUGCAAAUUCUAUGGAGAUGGAAGCGGCGGUCUUGUCCCAGCAGUCCGGAGAGAUAGCGGCUGGCGUGAAUAAUUCGUCAUUGUUUGUUCGUGCUGGCAUACUUGAUCAGGAGUGGGCGGCAGUGGAAUAA